Tricharina praecox is the source of this 627-nucleotide messenger RNA. RefSeq lists its product as uncharacterized. The coding region runs from base 71 to 433 and encodes 120 amino acids. Lineage: Eukaryota; Fungi; Ascomycota; Pezizomycetes; Pezizales; Pyronemataceae. The transcript has a single exon. The record is from RefSeq and is a predicted model, not a curated record.
CCGAACGUCCCUUUCUGCGGUCAGUUGUGAUUGGCUGGCCUCGACUACCUGCUGACAACGGUGAAAUGAGAUGAGCUGCCUCACACCCCUCCCCCUCGUCCUCCUGUCAUCGCCAUUCAUCGCGGAUGCAUCGUCCUCGGGCAAGGAAUAUCUUCAGGCACACAUCAGACGUCCCAGGCGGGAUGCAACCAUGAUCCAGGGCACGUAUAGCAUGCACACAGGGCUAACUGCUAGUACUAGUACAGUUGACGGUUUCAAGUCCAUCCAGCGCUACGAAGGGGCCAAUAACCCACGAGUCCAACAGCUGCCGCCCGCCUCGUUGUGUUCUGCGCAGCGCCUACAUAACUACAACUUCGAUCGUCAACAGCUGGAAGUGAAUGGCCUCGCCUCACCCCACCCCACCCCCCGCCGCGCAACUUCGGAGGAAUGCUGAUGCGCAGGACGAAGCUGGCGAGUGUCCACGGGCCCGUGGGCCGUUCAUGGUUGACUGCGGUACUGUAGUGUACCUACUACAUACACGAAUAUGCCAAUACCCGUGAUCUUGCCGCUGCAGCCAUGGUCCAUAAUGCAGUGCAUGCAGCAGAUGAACUCUGCAUGUCAUCCUUUGCCCGGCCCGCGCCACAAACG